Cladophialophora psammophila CBS 110553 is the source of this 1815-nucleotide messenger RNA. Its product is annotated as beta-glucosidase. The coding region runs from base 1 to 1815 and encodes 604 amino acids. NCBI's taxonomy places the organism in Eukaryota, Fungi, Ascomycota, Eurotiomycetes, Chaetothyriales, Herpotrichiellaceae. Gene Ontology annotation, biological process: carbohydrate metabolic process. The record is from RefSeq and is a predicted model, not a curated record. The transcript has 3 exons. Gene Ontology annotation, molecular function: beta-glucosidase activity.
AUGGCACCCUGGAUAGCUCUGUUGCUAUUUGUGCUGGGCUCGGCCAUUGCACAACAAAUCUAUAUCCCAGCAGCAGGCACAUCAGCAAGGCCUCAAUGCACGGCCACACCAUCCUACUCCCAGCCCACAUACUCGCCAUACUCUACGUUUGCAUAUUCCAUGACCGAGACAGUACGGACCGCCACAUCAGUCCAGCCAGGCCCUACCACCACUCUCGGCCACGGACACAGACAAUCCCUACGGAAAUGCUGCGUGGACCGCGUUAUGGAAGUCGCCAAUCCUCCCAAUUUCACCGAGACAUCAGUCUUCAGCACCACCGUCUCACCAACUCCGAUCCCAACGAGUGAGCUCGUUCUGCCUCCUCCGGACUACUUCGGACCGACCGAUUGCUAUUACUUCCCGGCCGAUUUCCAAUUUGGUGUUGCAGGGUCUGCCGCUCAAAUCGAAGGGGCCACGGCUGACGAAGGCAAAUCCCCUUCGCUCAUGGACAUCUUGAUCCAGGACGAUCGACCAAAGGACUACGCCACAAACGAAAACUAUUACUACUACAAGCAGGAAAUUGAAAGGCUGGCCUCGAUGGGCGUCAAGUACUAUUCCUUCAGUCUUGCGUGGAGUCGAAUCCUGCCCUUUGCGCUACCGGGAACUCCUGUCAAUCAGCAGGGACUCGACCACUACUCUGACCUGAUCGACUUUGUGCUCGAGAAAGGCAUGAUCCCCGUGGUCACCAUUCUCCAUUUCGAUACUCCAGCACAGUUCUUUGCCGCGAACUUCUCGGCCGCCCAGGCGAAGCCUUUGAUCGGCUAUUCAAACGGCGGCUAUCAGAACGAGACGUUCGUCGAGGCCUACGUGAAUUAUGCAAAGAUUGUUAUGACGCACUAUGCAGACCGCGUGCCCAUUUGGUUCACGUUCAAUGAGCCGUUCAUAUAUGCCUUCAACGGCUUGUCGGUCGACCAUGUGAUCAAGGCUCAUGCCCAGGUUUAUCAUUUCUACAAAGAAUCGAUCAAGGGGACGGGGAAGAUCUCCCUCAAAUUCAACGACAACUUUGGCGUGCCGCGUGAUCCCGCCAAUCCAAGCGACGUCUACGCAGCCGAUCAUUUCAACUCGUUCCAACUUGGCAUGUUCUGUCACCCGAUAUUCCUGGGACUGGACUAUCCGGAAAGCUACAAGCGGACGGUUCCAGAUUACGUGCCUCUCAAUUCAGAGGAUCUGGCAUAUAUCAAUGGCACCGCCGAUUUUCUCGGCAUUGACCCAUACACUGCGACCGUGGUGUCUCCACCAGUGAUGAAUUCCACCGACUCGAUCCUCGAAUGCUGCUCCAACACGUCGAGCACAUACUUUCCCUACUGCGUCAAUCAAAGCACACUGACCACCACGGGGUGGAACAUCGGCUACCGCUCGCAAUCCUACGUCUACAUCGCGCCGCGCUACCUGCGCCUGUACCUCUCGUACCUGUACAACACGUUCCACAGCCCCAUCGUGAUCACGGAAUUUGGGUUCCCCGUCUUCGCCGAGGCUGAGAAAACCGCGUUGAGCGACCAACUCUACGACACGCCCCGCUCCAUCUACUACCUCUCGUACAUGACCGAAGUCCUGAAAUCGAUAUGGGAGGACGGCGUGCCCGUCGUGGGCGCCUUUGCGUGGAGCUUCGCGGAUAAUUGGGAGUUUGGCGACUACGGCGCGCAUUUUGGUCUGCAGGCCGUCAACAGGACGACGCAGGCGAGGAGCUACAAGAAGGCUUUCUUUGACUUGGUGGAUUUUGUGAGCACGAGGGCGAUGCCCCAGGCCCAGGGAGGGCCUUGGGGGAUAGGGAAGUGA